GAAUGCAACUGGUGCUUCUUGUUCCGCAGCAACAAUGGCUACUAGCUGUCACAUAUGGAGACCAGACCGAGGACGGAGCUGCAAACACUAUGGAAUAUUUGUCAUCUUGUUUAUGGAUUUGUUUUUACAGUGCGUAAAUGGAUACCUGAGUUCUCCUCAUAUUGACCAAGAACCUCCUUACGCAAGAGACGCCCAGCAUGGAACUAUCAUCACCAGCCCGGUGAUCCCAGCUGUAGCCUCUGUUUCCCCAACAGAUGAGGACAGCUACACCUCUAAAUGUCCAAGUGGAGGUUUGUGUGAUCGCCUGCCAGCCAGUUGCAUUCAGUGCAAUUUCCAACACAACUGCACUUACGGGAAACCGGCAUCUUUCACAUGUAAACCCAAGAAAGGCGUUCACUGCGUAGGAAAGUCAGGAGAGCAGCAGAGUAACUUCACUCUCUCCAUCACCUGUCAGUUCUGCUGGCAGCUGGACCCAUCUGAGUACCGCUGCUCAAACUCCACCAACUGUAUGACGGUGUCCUGUCCCCGCAAGCGCUACAACGCCACCUGUGACGUCUUAGACCAUGUGCAUUGUUUAGGAAAAAGGCGGUUUCAGAAGCGUUUGUUCUGUAACUGGACCGGUGGAUACAAAUGGUCAACAGCACUCGCACUCAGCAUCACUCUCGGCGGUUUUGGGGCAGACAGGUUUUAUCUGGGCCAGUGGAGAGAGGGUCUGGGCAAGCUAUUCAGCUUUGGAGGCCUGGGUAUUUGGACGCUGAUAGAUGUUCUUCUGAUUGGGGUCGGCUAUGUGGGACCUGCCGACGGCUCCCUCUACAUCUGAAGCAGCGCUCCCCUAGGGAAAGUUGCUGUCUGCAACCCCUUCCGCCUCACACUACUUUGCUCGCAAAAGAUCGAAGAUCUGAGAUGCCGUGUUCUUAGCACGUUUGCCUGUCCAGCACAUCGACACGUCCUCAUCCCAUCUGCUAAGGAGCAGGAAGUGUUUUCCCCGUCAAGCCAGCAAUGAUUCUGCCUACAGAACCAGCAUGCUCAGUUCCAAUCGCUCUGCGUCCGAGUCCUGUUGAGAUUGGGCAGAUGGGUCUGCGCAGGAGGACGAAGAGCCGCCGUUUAUGUGCAUCCAGUUGGUUUGACUUAACCGGCAGUUUCACUCCAGCAUGCUCAUCUUUGGCUUCCUGUGGAGCGCUUCUUUCACAGACAUCCUGUCACCUUACGCCACUCAUUGCUCCUACUUUAUUGCAAGGUAGAUGCAUCAAUGUGGGUCAAAUGGUUGCCAUGGCUGCAGUUCUUUAUAUGGUUACGUCACUCACAGAAGACUGGUUGAAGGUAAUAUUUAUGUUCUUAAAGCAUGAAUGUGCUUUGACGGAGUACUGUAAUGUGAUAUUUUUUCCUGAAAACAGCCAGUCUCCUAAAAAAAAAAAAAGUAAGUUAUUUUCCAUUGAUUUCUUUUUUCCCCUCUGAAAUAAGGCAACUGUAAGGAUAUUGGCCCCAGGGGUUACAUAGUUAUUAAUUAUUAUAGAUUUUAACUAUCAUACAGUCUUUUGAAAUUUAGUUUCAGAUAGAAAAAGAGAAAAGAUAUGCAGCAUCCUUCACUUGCUUCAGCUGUAUAAUCACGUUUUUUGAACGCAACAAUAUUACAGCAACAUAUGUUGGUUCAUGGUAAAUAACCGAAACACUUCAAAGAUGUGUUGUAGUUGCAACACAUCUUGCAUUUUGUGGUUUUCCUGUAGAGAUAUUUGAGAUUUUCUCUCCAUCCUACUGGCAAUCUUUGUCAAACACUAUUAACUGUAAAAAAAUUUGUUUUUGUUUCUGUUUGCGACUAACAGCAUUAUGUUCUUGUAUGUUUCAUUGAAUGUUUUUCUCUGCUGUGACUGUAAAUGAUGUUUUCUUUGUAAGUUAUGUAAAUAAAAUCCUAUUAUACUCUU
Messenger RNA from Xiphophorus hellerii (green swordtail), 1919 nucleotides. RefSeq names its product TM2 domain containing 3 (gene tm2d3). The record is from RefSeq and is a predicted model, not a curated record. The coding region runs from base 35 to 820 and encodes 261 amino acids. The transcript has 6 exons. Lineage: Eukaryota; Metazoa; Chordata; Actinopteri; Cyprinodontiformes; Poeciliidae.